GAAACCUAACAUAAGAACCUAAGCAAGCACUAUUUGUAAGCGCACAGCCUGCGACCAGGCGGAUUGAAACAUUUUGGGCGCCUUGUUCGGAGUCAUCGUCGCGCAAUAGAUUUUGAGUGAAAUAGAAGGAAAUGAGCAAAUUAAACGAUAAACACGAGCGGGUGCGGGCACGCGUGCGCGAGGCGUUCAUUCUCUUUGAGCAUAAAGAAGGCUCGCGCCUAGUAGACUUCAAGGAUGUACCAACAGCAGUAAGAGCUUGCGGAGUCAAUCCCACGGCUGUGCAGAUGACCCACAUCCUGGACCAGCUGGCAGCCCUAAACGCGGAGACGGAUGCCACGGGCUACGUGGGCCUGGAGAACUUCGAACUGGUGGUGUGCAACUUCCUCAUCCAGCAAGAGGCCAGCCUGUUCCGGGAUGACUACCACACACUGCUUCGCGCCUUCCGGGCCUUCGACCCAGAUGGCCGCGGCUUCAUCGAUGCGGAGUCCUUCAAGUCUCUGCUGACGGGCAAGGGCGAGGCGCUGAGUGAGGACGAGCUGGCCAAGAUGAUGACGGUGGCGGCGGACGGCGAGGGCAAGAUCUGGUACGAGGACUAUGCGCAGCGGCUUGCCAACGACGGGCGAACCAUUUGAGCAGGCGUGCAGGCUUGGGAGCUGGCGCCGGAUUGAAACGCCGGCGCGGGAGCUAAGCAACUUUGCCUCCGGAAGUGGGCUUGGCGCCGGCGGUGGGCUAUUCGCAUGCAGCGGGCAAUAUACGUCCAGUGAUGGCGAGCCGAGUGCGGGCUGGAAGCGAUCAGGUUGUAGUGUCGGUGGGAGCUGGGUCAAGCCAGAUGGGGCUGAUGCGGCUUUCGGUGAUGAGUGUAUUGAGGCACCCCGUGUCGCACGUCGCUGCAUGCGGGCACGUACCGUACCGUAUGGGUGUGAGCAUGUUUGGAUUCGGUCACUUGGUCCGCUGGGCGCCAUGCGAGGUGACUACCGUAUAUGGGGUUGGCCUGCUGGGCGCGAUACGAGAGGAGGUGCGCCGCGCCGCCGCCUCACCAGCCGCUCCUUGGGACUGGGGGACUGGCACUGGGACUGGCACUGGGACAGGGACUGGGCGGAGCAGCCAGGUGUCAGGCCACCAGCGACAUGUGUGAUGAGGUGGUGGUUGUGGUGGGUGGGUGGGUGGGUGGGAUUAUAUGCCCCAGCCCAACCAAGAAGUCCCAUGACUCCCAUCAUCAUGGGGGUGGGGCAAUGUGCAUGCACGAUGUGCAUGUGGCCGUGGCAAAAAGUGCCUUGAGGAAUGGGAUGGCACACGUGUGUGCGCCACGGUGUCGUGAAUGGCCCUUGAUGUAACUGCUGGAGAAU
Molecule: messenger RNA, 1346 nt
Organism: Chlamydomonas reinhardtii
Lineage: Eukaryota; Viridiplantae; Chlorophyta; Chlorophyceae; Chlamydomonadales; Chlamydomonadaceae
Exons: 4
Coding region: 132-632 (166 amino acids)
Cellular component (GO): myosin II complex
Molecular function (GO): calcium ion binding
Source: RefSeq, a predicted model, not a curated record